Centropristis striata (black sea bass) is the source of this 9113-nucleotide messenger RNA. RefSeq names its product myosin IXb-like (gene myo9bl). Lineage: Eukaryota; Metazoa; Chordata; Actinopteri; Perciformes; Serranidae. Gene Ontology annotation, cellular component: myosin complex. Gene Ontology annotation, biological process: intracellular signal transduction. Gene Ontology annotation, molecular function: protein binding; ATP binding; GTPase activator activity. The transcript is spliced from 44 exons. The record is from RefSeq and is a predicted model, not a curated record. The coding region runs from base 493 to 7476 and encodes 2327 amino acids.
AUAGAAUCUGGCUUCUGUCUUUUUCCUCAACUUUUUUUUCACCGCCCAGACUGCUUCUGUUAUUUAGGCAGAGAGAAAGGAAGUAGCGACAGGCUAGCUGGUUAGCCGGUCUGAAACCACACAGUCUGUCAGGAUAGAGUGGACUUCUGAGCCUGUUUUACCUCACAGACUACCCUUCUUUGUUAAAUAUAAGCGGACAAGACGGGUUUUUUUCCGCCGGUUCUCAUUUUUUUCCACCCGGGGUUGAAACCUCCAAACUGACUGAACUCACAGCUUUGUCUGUGUGGGACUCACCGCUGCUAGCUGGGUUCAUAAGAGUCUUGGCUUCAUCAAAGGAGAAAACAAACCGAAAAGCUGCGACUUGAUUAUCAUUACAUUUAUGACCGGUUGGUUGAAUCGUGGAGACAAUGAGAAAAACACCCGUUAAAGGUGCUGCGUGGUGAGAGGGAAGCAGUGGGUGCGGCAUGCUGAGGCCACUCCCCCUGGCCCAGGAUGAGUGUCAGAGAUGGCGCUGCCACCAUGGCAACGAAUGCAGGUGGAGGAGGGGGAGGAGGCGGGCCAGCUAGCCCUAACGAUCACGAUGGCCGCUCAUACCUGCUCCAGAUUUACCCACGGUUGGCUGCCCAGUCCUCCACCUGCUGCAACAUUAGAGUGCAGAAGGAUGCAACAGCGGCCUCCGUGAUCUCGGACGCUGCUGCGGCACUUGGGCUGGACCCUGGCCGCAUGUAUGUGCUGGCGGAGGUGAAAGAAUGUGGCGGGGAAGAGUGGGUGCUGGAGGCCGGAGACCUGCCAGCACAGAGGUUUCUGCUGUGGCCUCGGAAAGCCCAGGAGCAACACCCCAGGAGUCUUGGCUUUUACUUCUUACUACAGGAGAGGAACCGUGAUGGCACUAUCCAUUAUGUCCACCUCCCACCUGUGACAAAGGAGCAGGAGGCACAACUAGCCGCCAGAGGCUUCCUCCCACCUCCACAGGAUGACUUUGCAGACCUCUGCAACCUCCCCGUCCUCAAUGAGGACAGCAUAUUAAACAACCUGCGCACGCGCUUUUACAAGAAAAAGAUCUACACAUAUGCAGGCAGCAUCCUCAUCGCCAUCAACCCCUUCAAGUUCCUGCCCAUCUACAACCCUAAGUACGUCAAGAUGUAUGAGAACCACCAGCUGGGCAAACUGGAUCCUCAUAUUUUCGCAAUCGCAGACGUUGCCUACUACGCCAUGCUCAGGAAGAGGGUCAACCAGUGCAUCGUCAUCUCUGGGGAAAGUGGCUCAGGCAAGACCCAGAGUACCAACUUCCUGAUCCACUGUCUGACUGCGCUCAGCCAGAAGGGCUACGCCAGCGGGGUGGAGAGGACCAUACUGGGAGCUGGACCAGUCCUGGAGGCCUUUGGGAAUGCCAAGACAGCCCACAACAACAACUCAAGCCGCUUUGGUAAAUUCAUCCAGGUGAAUUACCUGGAGAGUGGAGUGGUCAGAGGGGCUGUGGUGGAGAAGUAUCUCCUGGAGAAGUCUCGUCUGGUUUCCAGAGAGAAGAACGAGAGGAACUACCAUGUGUUUUACUACCUGUUGUUGGGAGCUUCAGAGGAGGAGAGGAAGGAGUUCAAGCUGCUGCCGCCUGAAGAAUACUUCUACCUCAAGCAGCAAAACUUUAAGAUAGAAGAUGAGGAAGAUCUCCGUCAUGACUUUGAAAGGCUGCAGCAGGCGAUGGAGAUGGUUGGCUUCCUUUCCGCCACUAAGAAACAGAUCUUUUCUGUGCUUUCGGCCAUCUUGUAUCUGGGCAACGUGACCUACAGGAGGAAGUCGACAGGCCGAGACGAGGGGCUGGACGUGGGGCCGCCAGAGGUCCUGGCUACGCUCUCUGACCUGCUUAAGGUCAAAGAGGAGCUGCUGGUCGAGGCGCUGACGAAGAGGAAAACAGUGACAGUCAACGAUAAGCUGAUCCUCCCCUACAGCCACUCUGAGGCGAUCACAGCCAGAGACUCCAUGGCCAAAUCUCUGUACAGCGCCUUGUUUGACUGGAUCGUCCUGCGCAUCAAUCACGCACUGCUUAACAAGAAAGAUAUGGAGGAAUCUAUCCCAUGUUUGUCUAUCGGUGUCCUGGACAUUUUUGGCUUUGAGGACUUUGCGACCAACAGCUUUGAGCAGUUCUGCAUCAACUAUGCAAAUGAGCAGCUGCAGUAUUACUUCAACCAUCACAUCUUCAACCUGGAGCAGGAGGAGUACCAAGCAGAGGGAAUCACCUGGCACAACAUCGACUACACAGACAAUGUGGGCUGCAUCCAUCUCAUCAGCAAGAAGCCCACUGGCCUGCUCUACCUGCUGGACGAGGAGAGCAACUUUCCCCAUGCCACAGAUGAGACAUUAUUAGCCAAAUUCAAGCAGCAGCACCAGGGGAACAAAUACUUUGUCCCCACGCCAGUCAUGGAGCCCGCCUUCGUCAUCCGACACUUUGCUGGAAAAGUAAAAUAUCAAAUCAAGGAUUUCCGCGAGAAGAACACAGACCACAUGCGUCCAGACAUCGUGGCGUUGUUGCGGAGCAGCGACCGCGCAUAUGUGCGGCAGCUCAUCGGCAUGGACCCGGUGGCCAUGUUUCGAUGGGGCAUCCUGCGCGCCACCAUCAGAGGCAUCGCUGCUUUUAACGAAGCUGGACGCUCCUGGGCUGCCAAAACUUCAGGUGUUGUCCGUCCAAUCUCCAGAACUCCUUUAGGAGAGCUGCAGCGAUCCAAUGCCCCAGUAGACAGAAUGUACAAACGAGCUUCUAUGCUCGAUUUCUACUUUGAUCACUCAGAGGAGCGCCCUCUAGAGGCCUUUGAAGACAUCUUUGCUAGCUAUGAGAGUAAGAAAGACAUGCAUGCAGAGAUCAUCAGCUCCAUUAAGAACUUACAGCUGGAUGGUGAGGACCCUCGCAAGUUGCUGCAGUCCUGGGGUCGCCUCCGCUUCCCUCGACACGUCCUCCAGAAAAACAAGAGCACCAAACAGAGGCAGGUCAUCCCCAAGAGUUUGCUGGAUUCCCGCUCACUGAAGUUCAUUGUGGGCCUGACGCUGCAUGACCGCACCACCAAGUCUCUGCUCCACCUGCACAAGAAGAAGAAGCCUCCCAGCAUCAGUGCCCAGUUCCAGACCUCUCUGACCAAACUCUUGGAGACUCUGAACAGAGCAGAGCCUUUCUUCAUUCGUUGUAUCCGCUCCAAUGCUGAGAAGAAGGAGAUGUAUCUGGAUGAGGCCUUGGUGGUUCAGCAGCUGCGAUACACAGGAAUGCUGGAAACGGUUCGCAUCAGGAGGUCAGGCUACGGAGCCAAGUACACAUUCCAGGAGUUCAUAGAGCAGUUCAGGGUCUUGCUGCCAAAGAACGCCGCUGCCUCUAAGGAGGACAUCUCAGCGCUGCUGGACAAGAAGAUGGGUCUGGACCCCACCACGUACCAGAUAGGCAAAACUAAGGUGUUCUUGAAGGAGCUGGAGCGACAGCAGCUGCAGGACACGCUGCACAAGGAUGUCAUGCGGAAGAUAAUCUUCCUUCAGCGCUGGUUCAGAGGUCGUCUGCAGAGGAAAGAGUUUUUGGAUAUGAGACAGGCAGCCAUCUUGAUUCAGCGUUCAUGGCGCAGGUACUGCAAAGAGGAGCAAAGGCGAGCGGCAGCCACGCUGAUCCAGGCUGUGUGGAGAGGGCACAGUCAGAGAUUAGAGUACCACCGGCAGAGACGAGGGGCUACCAAAAUACAAGCGCUGGUCAGAGGACACUCAGCACGUAGAAGGUGCCACUCAAUCCGUGAGGAGAAACAGAAAAAGGAGGAGGAGGAAAAAGAAGCUCUGAGGAGAGCAGAAGAAGAGGAGAGAAGGCGGAGAGAAGAAGAGGAGGAGGCGAGGAGAAGAGCAGAAGAGGAGGAAGAAAGGAGGAGAAUGGAAGAAGAAGAAGCAAGGAAAAAAGCAGAAGAGGAGGAGGCAAGGAGGAGAGCAGAGGAAGAAGAGGAGGCCGCCAGGAAGGCGCAGGAAGCACAGAAGCAGAAAGAGGAGGCAGAGAAAAGACUCACAAGCGAACCUGAAACGAGAGAAGACCCGGAUAUAGAGCUGGUCACAGAGGAGACGCUGGAUGACCAGGAGACAGAGGAGGAGAGAGGAGAGGAGGACGGAGAGAUUAACACAAGCAUGCAUACAGAGGAGGAACAGGGCAAGGAUGAGGAGCUGGACGAGGAUGAUGAGGAGGAGGAGGAGGAAGAGGAGGAACUGGAUAUGGAGACCAACGGUACCCUGGCUGAGGCUGGACCCCAGCUGGACGAGAAAGAAGAUGAUGACGAUUUAAAACCUGCUAUGCCCACUGAUGAGGUCACCAACGCACUUACAGCCACAACUCCAGGUGACGGGUCGGACAAACAGGCUCCCGGCACCUCCUCACCUUCCAGUGCUGAACAAAAGAGAACACGAGCUCCUCCUAUAAGCCGCGGGCUUUCAUCCAGGAGCCAGGAGAAGAGGGAGCAGAGGAGACGAAGAGGGCUGGAGCACAAUCAGAGAGAGACUGAACGAGCCGCCUCCUCUUCCUCCACCUCGACCAGCAGCAAGGAUCAAACAUCUCCGCCCAAGAGCAAAAGCCAGGAUCCCUCGAAGUUGAAAGAGCGGGCGGACAGCAAGGAGCUGGACCAGUACACUUUUGUGGCCUGGAAAAUGAAGGAAGACAAAGGAGGGAAGAAGGAGGCAAAACCAUCUCCUCCUGCCGCCGGUCCAGUCCGCCCGUCUUCUCUGCCCCUGCACAUCGCAGACCCUGUGCCGGACAGAAACGGUUUAGGUGACAGUGUCGGAGCAACAAACCUGCAACGCCGUACUGGUGCAAUUAAGGAGAAACCGGAGAAGUGGAGGGGGAGGAGAAGUAAUGGAGAAUACCCCGAGAACACCAGUCCUCCUCCACCUCACAACAGGGAGGAAAGGAGGAAAAAGCCGCUGAGUGAAACAGCCUCCUCAUCAUUUGACAGUUUGUCUCCAAGCUCUGAAUUUGCUGGUGCUUUGUCAGGCAAAGAGUUGUUUUCCCCCUCAGAAAGCCAAGCCGACGGCUCAAAGGGAAGCUCCUUCAGAAGGAAACACCAAGAUGGCUCUGGUCACCAAGAAUCACCCUCUAUCCCGUCCACACCUGACAGGUCAGGUGGUUUCUUCAGCAAGAUUUUGAAAAAACGGCCACACAAGGAGGCCCAGACUCCUGACAACGGAGAGAUGACUCUUGCUCAGAUUCUCAGUGAGAGGCCAACAGGAGGGGAAGCCCCAGCUUCUGGACAUCCAUCUCGGCCUCUGUCCCAGCCACAUGGGGACCGUGCUGGUAGAGGUUUAGGCCGCAACCCAACCAUAAAGAUGAUCAGUCGAGCCACUCGGGUCUCUGAGCAGUGGAACGCCUCGCUGGAUCGAGAAAUCACCAAUGCCAAUGAGCUACGGCACCUCGAUGAGUUUCUGGGCAACCAGGUGAAUGAUUUCCGCUCCAGGGGGAAAUCACUGUCAGCCACAGAGGCCAUCUUUGUUACAGCCACCAUGCAGUUCAGAGAAACUAUCAAAGCCAUGUAUUCUCUCCCAAAACCCACCAUUGGCUACAAAGGUCUGAUGACGGGCUACCAGAACAAAGUGAUCCACCUGGCGGGUGAAAGGCAGAAAGGAGAAGUCCAGCUGGUGGUGAACCUCUUCCAGUCGGUGCUGGACGGCUUCAUCAGAGGCGAGAUGAAGAAGGAGGAGGAGCCUGCAAAGCCUGCUAAAGCUCGGAAGAAGAGAAGGAAAAAGGACAAAAGUAUGGAGAGUACGCUGGAUCAUGUCUUCGUCAACUAUCAGGUCAACAUCAUGCAGUCAUGUGACCACUGUACCUCCUACAUCUGGGGCAUGGAGAAGGCCUACAUGUGCAGCUAUUGUAAAAUGGUGUGCCACAAGAAGUGCCUCGCCAAAUUAGUCACCGACUGCACCACCUUCUGUGCCAAAAAGAGCGACGAAGACUAUGGCGCUCAGCACUUCGGUGUGCGUGUGUCCCACCUGGUCAGCGAUAAGAACCCGGUGCCCAUGGUGCUGGAGAUGAUGCUGGAGCACGUGGAGAUAAACGGCCUCUACACAGAGGGCAUCUACCGCAAGUCAGGCUCUGCCAACCGCAUGAAAGAGCUGCACCAGCGACUGGAGACCGACCCCCACCUGGUCUGCCUCGAAGACUAUCCCAUCCACACGGUGACGGGCCUGGUCAAACAGUGGUUAAGAGAGCUGCCAGAUCCUCUCAUGACCUUCACACAUUACAGUGACUUCCUGCAUUCAGUGGAACUACCAGAGAAGCAGGAGCAGCUUCAAAGUGUGUACAAAGUGCUGGAAGAGCUCCCUACAGCAAACUUCAACACAUUGGAGAGACUCGUCUUUCACCUCGUCAGGGUGUGUAAAGAGGAGGCUCACAACCGUAUGUCUCCAAACUCGUUGGCGAUAGUUUUUGCCCCGUGUAUCCUGCGGUGUCCAGACAGUGCCGAUCCACUGCUCAGCAUGAAGGAUGUGGCCAAAACAACCACGUGUGUAGAGAUGAUCAUCAACGAGCAGAUCAGACGCUACAACGAGAAGAUGGAGGAGAUCGAGCAGCUGGAGUAUGCUGAGGCUUUGGCUGUUAACCAGCUCAAACUCAAGAGACAGAACACGCACUUCCUGCAUUUACCUCUCAGGUUCUCAGCUCCUUUCAAAGGAGUGGUGGUGCACGAGAAGGUCAGUUCUGAUCUCAGCGUGGUCCCUGAGAACGAGCCUCUGGACUCGGACACGGAGGCUGAGAAGAACCUGGUGGAACGCAUCAAGUCCAUCAAACAAGAGAAAGAGGAUCUGGCCUGCAGACUGCCAGAGAUGGAGCAGCCCGGUUCUGACCAGGAGAACUUUGACUCUGAGGCCUCGCUGAGCUCUGAGAGUCUUUUGGAAGAGCAGCAGCGCUCUUCUGUUCACAUCUCAGAGCCUGAAGGACGAGGUGCCUCCCACCUGAGGAGACACAGGCCAGUUUGUCCACCCAAACCAUCAGACCUGGCCCAGCGGCAUAAAGUCCUUGGUGGACGCGUCUCUCUGCCAAACCUCACCCCUGCUAGCUCCACCUCCUCCGUGUCCAGCUGCGUUUCUUCCACCUCUGAGUCCUCCACCGCCUCCUUCAGGCACCCUCGGCAACGUCGCAACCCCAUCAUCCCAGGCACAGUCAAACUGCCGCCCGGCAUCCACUCCCAGUCUGCAGCCUCGAGUCCAUCUUAUACCCCUCCUGGGAAUCGAGCCUUAAAGUACCUGGUCCAGAGAAGGGAGCAGCCGGGCCGCCGUAAAGACAGCACCCAGUCCCUGUACAUCGACACCCCUGAGUGUGACCUGUUGUUGCAUUUUUCCUCCUGCCCUCCCUCCCCUUCCUCAUCUUCCUCUUCCAUCGCCAUUGUAACACCCUCUCCUCAGCACCAGCCCCACGACGCUCAAGCCACGAAGGGCCAGAGACGUUUUUCUGACCCAGACAUUCCUUAUAUGGAUGAUGAUGUCUGACCAGGGCAGAACAGAAAAGACGGAAGGAUUACAACCUCCUGUAUACAAAAGGAAAUGAAUUGUUGCCACAGAGGACAAUGAUGGAUUGUAGAGAGCAAGGAGAGCAAAAGACUUAAGACUUCACAGCAGAGAAACAAUACCUGUGCAUGUGAGCGUGAUGAGAUGAAUCUACAGAAGAGUGGCACAAUAUGGAAGCUGUUUCAGCCACUAUAGUCAGUGGGAGCCAAUCAAAGACUUGGGUCUUGUGUCUAAAGUCUUGUUGUCCUCUGACAGUAAAAAAUAACUGGACAAGAUGUUGCCAAGCACCUUUUUCUACCAUUUUAAUAUAUUGUGGUGACUGUUGAUGAGUUGGGAAAGAGGCUGUGUUUUCUGUAGCCUCAUUAUGACGGACCAGCAAUUUUGUUUUCUUUCUCCUCUUUUUUCUGUGCUAAUUCAAGGAGAUAUUGCAGGUUCCAGCCGCACUUUUCAUUUCUUAGUUCUCCUAAUGAGCAAAAAAAAAAACAUGCUCACUGAAAUGUUAGUUAGUGCCUUGGUGUAAUGUACAGUCAGUCGACCAAGAAACUAAUUUCUUGUGUCGUGUUAUGGACAGCUCUCACAUGUGUUAUGGGAGGGAGGGUUCUUUGGGAUUGAGAGAGGGUACCUUUUGUGUUUAUUGUACUGAACCGAUACAAGACAUGUUUAAAACAAGGACCUAAACAUGCACAUUGUGACUGUUGUGUAGGUGCCUCGUCACGACAGCUGCAAAUGGACAAUGUUUUCUGGCCACCUACCGCACAACAAACAAACCCCAGAUAGGAAGUCAUUGCCUCACACAGCAAAGGGAAAUGGGAGCAGCACACGCCACUUUUUUCCUUUUGAAACCAACAAAAACACAAAGCCAGCCAUGAUGCAACAACCCGUGCCACGAUGUCUUUGAAGCUCCGAGUCCUUGAACUCAACUUUCCUGAAAUGAACUUCACUCAGCUGUACCGUACUUGCCAAUCAAAGCAAACAGUCCCAUAAUGAGCAGGUUCUGCUGAAGCACAGCUUCGGCCAACUUUGUAUGAAUACUAAUGUUCCUCUCUGACUGCUGUUGAAUGAUGUCUGUUAGUUUGUCUGGAUUAUGAGGAAGAUGUUCUGAUGUGUAAUGUGUAACAGAGAGUGUGUGGUUGGGACUGAAUGACGUGAACUGUAAUGGUUAUUAGUAUUAACAUGUCAAUACAGAACGUGAUGCUUGUAACAUCUGCUGCUGUGUGUCUAUCAAUGAUUUUUGUUGCCUCCAAUGAGGGUUAGCAGACGCAUUCAUGUCAUAAACGGCAGUAUUGAAGAAAAAUUUGAAUAUGAGCACAUUCAGAAAUGUUUCUCAGAAAAGAAUUUGUGCUUUCAUUGGCAUAUUUAGACAGAAGAGAAGCACCUGGCUGUCAAAUAAGUCUUCAGUUUUUUACAGCUUCAAACCGCCUCAUGUCUAUCUGAUAUAGGGGGAGUAGGAUGGUUUCUCUGUCACACAGGAAGUCCUUUGUACAUUAUAGUAACACAAAUGGUAUUAUUCAGAGCCUUUCCUGUUGUUUUAAAGAUCAUCCGUUCAGUUUCACAUUCAGUCUGCAGUCAAAAGAAUCCCCUGUAAAAGAUGAGUAAAACUCUUGAAUAUUCUCUUGAAA